Molecule: messenger RNA, 957 nt
Organism: Rhinichthys klamathensis goyatoka
Lineage: Eukaryota; Metazoa; Chordata; Actinopteri; Cypriniformes; Leuciscidae
Product: L-rhamnose-binding lectin CSL2-like
Exons: 11
Coding region: 1-957 (318 amino acids)
Molecular function (GO): carbohydrate binding
Source: RefSeq, a predicted model, not a curated record
AUGCAUCCUCGUGACUUGUGUUUUUUUUUUUUUUUUUUUUUUACAGUGCUUCUAAACUCCAGGUUGCUGAUAUCUGCCGAGACUGUUGUCACAUGUGAUGGGUUUGUCCAGCGUCUCAGUUGUGCCUCUGGUGUGAUCCAUGUGGAAUCAGCAACCUUUGGCCGGACAAACAGCAACAUUUGCAGUGUUGGACGACCACAAGGACAAACGAUUAAUACUCAGUGUUCAAUGGGUGUUCCUGAAGUCUCUAAACGGUGUGAUGGACUGAGCGUGUGUGAGUUAAGCACGCAAGGACUUGCAGCACGAGAUCCUUGUGAUGGCACCUACAAGUACUACACUACCAACUAUAUUUGCAUCCAAGCAGAAAAAAGUGUAACUUGUCAUGGUGGAUACUCUUACUUGACAUGUGAAAGUGGUACGAUUCAGAUGAAUUCUGCACACUAUGGACGUACAGAUAAAUUCACCUGCUCGGAAGGACGUCCAUCGAGUGAGCUCCAAAACUCCAACUGCUAUUCUCCCAAUGCACUGGCUCCUGUGUCGAAAAGCUGCAAUGGCUUGGCAAGUUGUGAGUUGUUUGCGACACAAACAGUCUUUACUGAUCCCUGCGUUGGCACGUAUAAGUACCUCACAGUCUCCUAUUUUUGCCUCCCAACUGCACUCCGUUCAAGUGUGAUCUGUGAAAAUGCAAAUGCUACUCUGAAAUGUGAGCCAGGGACUGUCAUUAACGUUCACACUGCUAACUAUGGGCGAACUGAUCGCAGCACAUGUUCUAUCAGAAAACCUGCUUCUCAGACUGCCAAAACAGACUGCUACUCCUCAAACUCCCUGGCAAUGGUUACUGAUGAGUGUGAAGGAAUCAAUAGCUGUGACCUAGUAGCCUCCAAUGGUGUCUUCUCAGAUCCAUGUUUCGGCACAUUCAAGUUUCUGUAUGUCUCUUACAGCUGUGUAGAUGACUAA